AUGGUGGCAGGAGGAUUUGCAGGAGGAGGAGUCACCUCGGCUGCUCGAAAAAGGUACACGCGCUUCGUCUUAUCCGUAUCGAAAAUUCGCCGACCAGUGCAAGCCACAAUUUCUUUCUCGGAUGCCGACUAUGAAGGGGUAGCUCCUCACGAGGAUGAUCCUAUCGUCAUUUCGACGAUAGUGAUGGGCUAUAAUGUGAAGCGCGUUCUGGUCGACCAGGGAAGUUCAGCCGACAUCCUCUUUUGGGAAGCUUUCGUGGGAAUGAAGAUCCUCAGCGACCGGCUGGUGCCUUACGCAGGAACACUGGUGGGAUUUGCAGGAGAUCAGGUUAUAGCUAAGGGAUACGCCGAUCUAGAAACGACCUUCGGUCAGGGCUCACAGAUGAAGACGGUGACCAUUCGGUAUUUGGUGGUGAAUUCUCAAUCGUCAUACAAUAUACUCAUCGGCAGGCCUACGUUGAAUAAAUUAGGGGCUGUUGUAUCAACGACGCAUCUGAAAGUGAAGUAUUUGUUACCAAAUGGAGAGGUCGGAGUCAUCAAGGUGGACCAGGAGGUCGCCCGGAAGUGUUAUGUGGAUAGUCUGAAGGCGAGGAGGCGUUUAUACACCGCACCUGCUGAAAGACACAUUCACUCCAUCGAGUUGGACCCUAGGAUGGGGCAAUUUGAUCACCGACCAGCCCCUGCGGAAGACGUCAAGGAAGUAGUGGUGAUGGAAGGAAGAACGGUGAAGAUUGGCACCUCGUUGACCCCUGAAAACGAGGAAAGAUUGAUCAAGGUUCUGCAGAAAAAUGUGUCGGCUUUCGCAUGGAACUCCAGCGAUAUGCCGGGCAUCGACCCCGACUUCCUAUGCCACAGACUAGCUAUAGACCCUAACGCAAAAGCAGUAAUCCAAAAGAGGAGGAAGUUCGGAGAGGAGAAACGAAGGGCCAUUGCGGAAGAGACAAAUAAGCUAGUACUGGCAGGACAUGUCCGAGAGAUCCAGUAUCCGACAUGGUUGGAGAAUGUGGUGAUGGUUCGUAAGAGUAAUGGGAAGUGGAGGAUGUGUACGGAUUUCACUGAUCUCAAUAAGGCUUGCCCGAAGGAUUCGUACCCGCUGCCCAACAUAGACUGUUUGGUCGAUGGGGCGUCGAGGUACGAGUUGUUGAGUUUCAUGGACGCCUACUCGGGUUACAACCAGAUCCGCAUGCAUCCGAUGGAUGAAGACAAGACAGCUUUCAUAGCAGAUCAGGCCAAUUUCUGUUACAGGGUCAUGCCGUUCGGCCUAAAGAACGCGGGGGCGACCUAUCAACGACUAAUGGACAAGGUCUUAGUGGAUCAGCUGGGUCAAAAUGUGGAAGCUUAUGUAGACGACAUGGUCGUGAAGUCGGCCAGUAUUGAUCGGCAUUUCGGCGACUUACAGGAAUUGUUUGACACUAUCAGAAAGUUCCAGCUGAAGUUGAAUCCCGAGAAGUGUUCGUUCGGGGUCCAAGCGGGAAAAUUCCUUGGUUUUUUGCUAACUCAUCGAGGCAUCGAGGCAAACCCCGACAAGUGUUCAGCCAUCAUCAAUAUGAGGAGCCCAUCUACGGUGAAGGAAGUCCAACAACUAGCAGGAAGGAUGGCGUCCCUGUCUCGUUUCCUAUCAAGGGCAACUGAUAAGGCGUUACCACUCUUCCAAUGUUUGAAGAAGAACGACCGCUUCACUUGGACCACCGAGUGCGAGGAAGCUUUCAUGGAACUUAAGAGGUCUCUGUCAUCGUCGCCGAUUCUGACAAGGCUGCGGACGAGCCUCCCCUUACUGGUCUACAUAUCGGCAUCCGACCGAGCAGUCAGCUCAGUACUUGUACAAGAACAGGAAGGUUCACAAAUUCCUAUUUACUUCGUGAGCAGGGUCUUACAGGGAGCAGAGACAAGGUACCAGAAGAUCGAAAAGCUAGCCCUCGCGAUACUAGUUACCGCUAGGAAGCUGAGGCACUAUUUUCAGAGCUACGAGGUGGUAAUCCAAACUGAUUAUCCGAUUCGCCAAGUCUUGCAGAAACCCUAUCUGGUAGGAAGAAUGAUGAAGUGGUCGGUCGAACUAUCAGAGUUCUCCAUCAAGUAUGAACUAAGAGGGGCGAUCAAAGCUCAAGCUUUAGCCGACUUCGUGAUGGAGUUGACCCCUCCGGCUGAGGAAGGCACGGUCAGAGAAACCCAAUGGAUUCUAUCAGUAGAUGGUGCUUCGAAUCUAGGAGGAAGUGGAGCUGGAAUUGUCUUGGAAGGCCCGGAAGGAAUACUACUAGAGCAGUCAUUACGAUUUGAGUUCCGGGCAAGCAACAACCAAGCCGAGUACGAGGCGUUGUUGGCAGGGAUGAGUUUGGCGAAGGAGAUGGGGUGGACGAGCUUGUCAGCUAGAAGCAACUCCCAGUUGAUCACUGGACAAGUCGCGGGAACCUUCCAAGCGAAGGAUCCUCAAUUGGCAAAGUACUUGGAAAAAGUUAAGCUCUUAUCGAAAAAUUUCUGA
Molecule: messenger RNA, 2475 nt
Organism: Cajanus cajan (pigeon pea)
Lineage: Eukaryota; Viridiplantae; Streptophyta; Magnoliopsida; Fabales; Fabaceae
Molecular function (GO): RNA-DNA hybrid ribonuclease activity; nucleic acid binding
Source: RefSeq, a predicted model, not a curated record